Daucus carota subsp. sativus is the source of this 1909-nucleotide messenger RNA. RefSeq names its product protein NRT1/ PTR FAMILY 1.2. NCBI's taxonomy places the organism in Eukaryota, Viridiplantae, Streptophyta, Magnoliopsida, Apiales, Apiaceae. The transcript is spliced from 4 exons. Bases 81 to 1781 code for a protein of 566 amino acids. The record is from RefSeq and is a predicted model, not a curated record. Gene Ontology annotation, molecular function: transmembrane transporter activity. Gene Ontology annotation, biological process: transmembrane transport. Gene Ontology annotation, cellular component: plasma membrane.
AGCAAAAAUAUCCCCAGAUAGUACUUUGUAGUCCCUUAUAAGAGUCAUGCAGAAAUGGAUAAUAAUUCAGAUAAGAGAAAAUGGAGGAAAAUGAGCCACUUUUAGAGAGCAACAAGCAAAAGAGCUAUGGUGGCUUCAGGACCCUGGCAUGCAUCAUUGCAAAUGAGUCAUUGGAAAAGGCAGCAGCUUUUGGGCUGAGUGCUAACUUGAUACUGUACCUGGAGAAUGAGUAUCACAUGGGUUUAGUUACUGGGACAAAUAUUAUCAAUUUAUGGGGAGCUGCUGGCAAUUUCUUGCCUGUUCCUGGAGCUUUUCUUGCUGAUUCUGGUGUUGGUCGCUACCCUAUGAUCGCGGUUGGAUCUGUAUUUGGCCUCCUGGGGAUGAUUCUAGUAUGGCUAACAACCGUGAUUCCAGAAGCAAGGCCACCAAUUUGCGACAUACUUACUGCAGAAUGCAGCUCCUCCACAGCUCCACAAGUGAUUUUCUUAUGUUUCUCUCUCGGGCUCACAGCAAUUGGUGCAGGGGGUAUCCGCUCAGCUUCCAUGGCCUUUGGUGCAGAUCAAUUUGUCAAGAGAUACAACCAGGAAGAGAGUUUGGCUGCCCUGGAAAGUUAUUUUGGCUGGUAUUAUGUUGCUUCUGCAGUUGCAGUUAUCAUUUCCUUAACUUUUGUUGCCUAUAUUCAAGAACACUCGGGUUGGCAAGUUGGUCUUGGAGUUCCUGCAGUGUUGAUGCUGUUGGGAGUGUUGUUAUUCUUUUCGGCUUCUUCUUUCUACAUCAGGUCACAGGAUAAAUCAAGCUUGUUCACUAGCUUCUCCCAAGUCAUUGUAGCUUCCUACAAAAAAAGGCGUUUCACAAUAACCCCGGAUAUAAAUAAUGUCUACUAUCAUAAGAAGGAAUCAGCACUUGUUGUCCCAAGUGAUAAACUGAGGUUCCUCAACAAGGCCUGUAUCGUCGAAGAGCCUGAAAGGCACUUGACAGCGGAUGGAGACAUUCAGGACCCGUGGAGCCUCUGUACAGUUGAUCAAGUGGAGGAGUUAAAAGCCAUUCUGAAGGUGAUCCCAAUGUGGUCUACAGGAGUUAUCUUGUCUGUAACCUUAAGUCAGGGUAGUUUACAGCUAGUCCAAGCCCUGUCCAUGGAUCGACACAUCACUCCAGGUUUUGAGAUCCCAGCAGCAUCUUUAGGCGUCUUCACUUUCAUUUCUGCCAUAUCAUCCGUCGUUCUUUAUGACCGUGUAAUUGUUCCUCUGGCAUCCAGAAUCAUGGAAAAGCCUUUUCAUCUCACCUCCAAAACAAAAAUGGGAACUGGAAUAUUUUUAUCCAUCUUAAGCAUGCUCGUCUUAGCUUACAUAGAGUACGUCAGAAGAGGCCUCGCAACUCAACAAGGCCUGUCAGAACCCGUAGUAAACAUGUCAGUAUUCUGGCUCAUAUUACCAAACUGUUUGAUUGGCAUUGCAGAGGCUAUCAACGCAGUAGGCCAAUGUGAGUUCUUUUACUCCGAGUUCCCCAAAAGCAUGUCCAGCAUUGGCUCAACUCUACGCGGACUAACAUUCACUGUCGGAGGCCUGGUGGCAACUGCAAUGCUGAACAUUGUGGAUCAGGUUACAAGAAGAGGAGGGAAAGCAAGUUGGAUAUCAAGCAACAUAAACCAAGGUCAUUAUGAUUACUAUUUUCUGAUGAUUGCUGGAAUGUGUGUUGUCAACAUGUUAUAUUAUCUUGUUUGUAGCUGGGCCUAUGGUCCUUGUGAACUGGUUGCAGUGAAGGAUUCACAGAAAGAAAGGUGAAAUUGGUGAUGACUAAUGUCAUUGGAAAAUAUGUAUUUUGUGUUAAUUCAAUCAUGUCGUUGCAAGAAAACAUGACAAAACUAACCAUUGUAAUGAUAUGUAAAGGGAAUAAUCAGUAGGUUUUGUUC